This is a messenger RNA of Trematomus bernacchii (emerald rockcod), 443 nucleotides long. RefSeq names its product cytochrome c oxidase subunit 7A2, mitochondrial-like. The annotation marks the transcript as partial. The record is from RefSeq and is a predicted model, not a curated record. Lineage: Eukaryota; Metazoa; Chordata; Actinopteri; Perciformes; Nototheniidae. The transcript is spliced from 3 exons. Gene Ontology annotation, biological process: regulation of oxidative phosphorylation; mitochondrial respirasome assembly; mitochondrial electron transport, cytochrome c to oxygen.
CUUUUUAGCAGCAUUUCAUUGUGGCACUUUUCCAAACUAAGCUUGACAUUAUUAUGCGUUUUGCAGAAAGUUCCAGUUCUGGCCCAGCGUGCCUUCAGCAUUUCCGCCAGACAGCUGAAGAACAAAGUCCCCGACGCCCAGAAGAUCUUCCAGGAGGACAAUGGUUUGCCAGUUCACAUAAAGGGGGGAGUCGGAGACGUCCUGAUGUACAGAGCCACCAUGGCGCUAACUAUCGGAGGUACCUUUUACUCUAUAUACUGGCUGGUCUACUGUGCCUUUCCUCACAGUAAAGCGUGAUGAAGAAAAUGGCUCCGUUUAUCGCCUGGAGAACAACGCUCGGCUCCGUCUAAUGUUUGUUGUGUGUAAUCAUAUGUAAUUGUCUCCCAGGUUGUUCUGCUUUAAUUGGGCAACGCUGAAUAAACAAUGGAAAUAAAUUAAACAUU